UCUAUUUAUAGCCACCACAUGGCUUCUGAGCAGAGAGCUGCACAGUUUACUUCCUACUUUGGUCUCAACUUUAACACUUCAGGAAGUGAGAAAAUAUGCAAUUCCUCUCCAGCAGGCUGAUAAAGGUCUUAUCACACAUUCUCUGAAACAGAGGCAGAACUUUGACCUGCUGAGAAGGAAAACCUCCCUCACUCAGGCGUGCUGUGUUUCCCAGGUGUUAGAUUCUUCUCACGACCUCCUCCUCUUUGUCAAACAGGACCAAUGAGCAAAGAGACAAAGUUAUUGCGUGCUCUGCAACUUUAACGGACAGGGUGAGAAGAGCUGGACUGAAAGGUUUGUCACCAUGAACCGGGCCUGGGCUGCGUUCAAAGCUCACCCAUACAUCAGUAACGUCCUGGGAUAUACAACACUAUUUGCCUCUGCUGACAUCAUACAGCAGAGUGUGCUGGGAGGCAAACAUGAGGCAGAAACCACAGCACAGAAGUCAACAAAAAUCAACUGGUCUCAGACGGCCCGAGUGGCGACUGUCGGCUUCUGUUUCCAUGCUAACUUCAACUACCACUGGCUCAGAGGGCUGGAGAGGAUGCUGCCAGGAGGAGGAGUAAAAGCAGUGAUGGGGAAAGUUGUGGUGGAUCAGCUGAUUGCAGCUCCUCUCACCAUCAGUGCCUUUUAUAUUGGUUUGAGUUUACUCGAAAAAAAAGAUGACCCACUUGAAGACUGGAGACAGAAAUUUUGGACUUCUUACAAGGCUGGAGUGGUGUUUUGGUCAACAAUGCAGGCUGUGAACUUUGCCCUGGUCCCACCUGUGGCUCGGACAACAUUUCUUGGAGGCAUUGCUCUGGCUUUCACCAUCUUCCUGUGUCACCUCAGACAGCAGCCUGACCAUAAGCUCAAAUAAACCACAGAUCCACAGUGA
Molecule: messenger RNA, 916 nt
Organism: Notolabrus celidotus (New Zealand spotty)
Lineage: Eukaryota; Metazoa; Chordata; Actinopteri; Labriformes; Labridae
Exons: 6
Coding region: 344-898 (184 amino acids)
Cellular component (GO): cytoplasm; membrane
Source: RefSeq, a predicted model, not a curated record